Caenorhabditis auriculariae is the source of this 2299-nucleotide messenger RNA. The record is from the annotation of a GenBank genome assembly. Lineage: Eukaryota; Metazoa; Nematoda; Chromadorea; Rhabditida; Rhabditidae.
AUGGGCUUCGUGCGGUUCCAAAGCCCCUACGCUUUGUUCGCGGUUCUCUUUGGCCUACAGUUUCUGGUUCUACUCACAAGGCUCGUUUUCUUUCGACAGGUCAGAGAUUACUGGUUAAGCCUCUCCAAUUGAGGGUGAACGCGGAAACAUUUUUGAAAACCUGGUUUUUUUUUCAGAGCACCGUCUCUUUUUAGAGCCGUUAUGCUCUGUGGCUUUUUUGGUUGUUAGCUAGAUAAACGAAACUUUGACGACUAAAAUUGUUUAUUUAUAUUAUUAUAUUAUAGCUUGAUUUGCGCGAUAUCAAAACUAUUGACAGUUCCAAUAUUUUCAACUGAAAAAAAUCUUCUCCCAGUCCACAAAAAGAUGAAAAAUUAUUUUAAUGUUCAGAAAUAUGGAACAAUUUUAAAAAACUAUAGAACUGUUAACACGUUUUUUUUUUCCGAGAAGCAAACUAUAUUUUAUUAUUUAUAGGAAACGUAUAAAGAUUUACAAUAACUGCAUGGAAUCUUUCUGAUUUCUUGCUUAUUCGCGUUGAUAGUUUUUUUUAACAAAAAGUUCAUUCAUGUUUUCCAUGGCUUUGCAGAACUCGACAGACGUUCGAAUCGCCAGACAGUGUCUUCAUGACGCCUCUUUCCCUUACGACAAUGAGGACGACUUUCAUAAGAAUGUAUUUUAUCGAGAGGAUUCCGAAGUAAGAAUUGUGACAGAUCUGGCCGGACUUGCACCGGAUCGCCUUCUUGUGUUCAUUCAAGCGUUUUCGGAAGGACGUUUCCACGUUCGGCAGAGGAAAACACGCCGUGAAUUGGCUAAAUGGCAAAGUUACGGUGAGGAAGGCGUUCUAUACCUGAGAAAGAAUCUGAAACGAAGCAGAAGCUUCGAAAAUUUAUAUAAGCAAAGUCGGAAGGAUCGAAAAAGGCUCCAUAAAAAUGUUCCUUUUAGGAUGAAAAAUGCUCCUUUUUUGUGGCCAACGGCUCUUAUGCACCCUUUUUGCUGCCUCUCCAUCACAAUUUCUUAAGCCUUGAAAAUUCUAGAAUAAAUGGAAGAUAAAGAGACUCUUUUCGCUUACUUUUUUGAGCCUCUCCCUUUUAGCAGUCCGCUAUUCCAACUUUGCUUGAGAUUAGGCGCAGACUUGUUCUGCGCCAUUGUUUCACUUUCUUAUUGGCUCGAAUCUUCUUAAUAUUUCAUUUUCAUCCAAUAAUUGAAUCUCAAAAACACAGGCUCCCGAGCACAAAUGCAACAUAAUCUUCUUGCGCAACGACUCGGCCGUGGAGACAGAGCUCGACCUGAAGCGCCGCAUGUCCAACUGCACUGUGUACUCUGUGAGCUCGGAACUGAGCUCAGAGGACUCUCGGAAACCUGGCAGCUCUAUCGUCUCCUUUGUUUUCAACUUGGAGCUCUACCCACAGAGAUGGAAACCUUUGGACGACGAACGUGGUAAGCGAAACUUUUUUAAGAAAGAAUAAUCGUACGUACGACUUUGUAAAAAAAUAUUUUGCUUCAUUUCUCUCGAAGGAGCUGAAGCUUAACUGAAGUUUAGAAGGAGUAACGUAUUUAUAGCUCUAGGAAACAUUUCAAAGAAGUUGAGAACUUCUCAACUUUCAGAAAAAUUCUGCAUUUAUUUUAGUAAGAACACUGCUCUGCAGCUAUAAUAACGAAAGAAAAAGAAAAUUCACGAGAAUUUCGGCAGUCGAUCGCCGACAUCGCUGUUUAAUAGGGUCAGACCAACCCUGUGGGCGUUUUCAUAACGAACUAUGAAAAUAUAAGAUCAAAAACAAGAAUGAAGCUAUUCGCAAGUCUGCUCGGUUUAUAGACAUAAGAGAGUCGAUGGACAUCGUGAAGUUCAUUUCUCUCGAAACCAAAUUGAAGAGGAUCGACGCCUUGAACGUCUUCACAAACGGCGCCGAACACAUCAGGAAUCUAUUUUCAAAAAGCGCAUUUGAUACAGCCAAAAUACGUGUUUGCCAGGUUUUCUCAUUACUUUACAUUCUUUCAAAAGGGUAUUCUUCUAGCUAAACUUGAUCUAUCCUCGGCCUAGAUCCAAGUCGACAAAACAAGCGUUCUAUGACGUGUGGAAGCGAAUUCUCUACGACAGGAGGUUUCAAAAUAAAUGUCCUUUUCUCAUAUCACUGUUAAGUUAAACUUCUCUACAACAGUAUAAUAUAUCAGAUACUUCUUGACGAGCGUCCGGCGACUUCCCAAUUCUGACGAUCUCAUGCUGUUCAUACUCAACGUCAGUGAUCCUUACUGUUGGGCCAAGUACAUUUCGCUCAACAUUCCAUUCGACCCCGAAAGCGCAUAG